Molecule: messenger RNA, 1993 nt
Organism: Coturnix japonica (Japanese quail)
Lineage: Eukaryota; Metazoa; Chordata; Aves; Galliformes; Phasianidae
Gene: CCDC83
Product: coiled-coil domain containing 83
Source: RefSeq, a predicted model, not a curated record
UCCAAAGACUCUGAUUUUUGUGUAAGUGUGGCUGUUUUUCAUGUAAAUUGAGCCUGAGCCCUCACAAAGUGGUACCAAGAAGAUAAAAACUAGUGCUGGACCUACAAGGUGGCACCAAGGAGAUAAAAACUAGUGCUGGAAUGACAGAUCCUGCCAACCCUCCUUCCCUAUAGAGUCUCAGAGUUAUAAAGUUCUCAAGACACGAAGCUUCGAGCACUGUGUGGUGUUGAUUUCACCACACACCCUCAACCCCAGGAGGAUGAAGGAUGAAGGAUGGCCUGCCUGGAGCAGGAGGACGGCUGCCUGCUGCCUCCAUGCCUUCCUCCUUCCCUUGCAGCCGUUCUGUGAGGCUCAGCUCUCCAUCCCUGUGAGGAUUUUGGCGGUCUUUCCCCAUCCGAAGCUCCUCGAGGUGCCGCCAGGGGACGCCAUUGUUCCUCGGAGCUCUCCCGGCUGGCCGGGAGCUCCGGUUGCCCUGGCGGCGGCUGGGCGCUGAGUGUGGGCUGGGCUCUGAACGAACGCGGCCCACAGCAGAACCGAAGGGCCGGGAGCGGCGGGGAGAGGGGCAACAGCGUUGUAUCUGAUAUCCAGCAGAAGUACAUCAAAAAACAUGGAAGAGAAGAACGUGCAACCAGAAGAGCAAAGUGCAGAAGCAGUUUUCCAGGAAACCCUACUAGAAUACCUAAUUGAUAAAAAAGAAACAGCGAUUGAUAAGGCUUUGUCUGAUUUGAAAAAAGUGGAAAAACAGAACAAAGAAUACAAUGAAAGAAAUGACAAACUGAAGGAGGAACAGCAGGCACAAAUCAAGCGUUUAAUAAGAAGAAUAGAAGAAAAGGAGAAAGAAAGAGAUGCAAAGGAGGUUGUAACUAGGGAUGAUGUGGAAGCAUCACUGAAAGAAAACUGGCAAUAUGUUAAGGACAAAGAACAAAUUCUGAAAGAUGUGCGACUCCAAACAGAAGAAACUGACCAACGACUUUCAGUAAAGCAGAGUGAGAGGGAUUAUUGGUUGGAGUACAAAAAUGUAGGAAGUAAAACGGAUGCCAACAUGAUUAAGAGUCUGAAAAAAGACAUCAAGGAAGUCAAAGAUGAGUUUCAGAGGGUUGCAGGAUAUUACAGAAAUGCUUUGAAAGAAAUGAAAGAAGAGAAUGAUAACCUGGUUGAGAUGCACGUGAAGAAAAAUAAGGAACAGGCCCCGGAGAACGCUGUAAGAUACUUAGACAAAAGCAGCUGCAAAGAAGUUGAAGAGAACGUGUGGCUAAAGGAAGAGGUUAAACUGUACCGAAAGAAAGUGAGUGAUCUGAAAGCCUCUGUUAGGCUCCUGGAAGAAGAAAAUAUCAGUUUAGUGAGAAAACUGAUGGAUAAGAGAAUUCAGAACCUCAGAGUACCCAGGCAUUUGUUUCUUGGUCAGGCAGCUGGCCUGCAAGAUGGAUCUCUCCAGGAUGAAAUUAAAGCGGAAGAGCAUAGGGAGCACUCAGCCAAGACUGAUGGAAAGGAAACCCUCAGGAGAGCCAUAGUCCCCUGUCAGAAAACAAAGGCCUUUCCAAAGGUUCAGCACAAAACAGAGAUUGUGAAAUCAUGGGACGGUGAUGAAGAGCUGCAAGAAACAUCAUUGACUCCCAUUCUUAACAGCUUGUUUGAAAUUGAAAGAGAUUUCCAGGAAUACCUAAAACUGGGUCCUCUGGUGUCAGACCCAGUGUAUGUGGUUGGAAGAUCCAUGCCUAUUCAUACAGAAGAAGAAACAUCAAGCAAGAGCCGCCUAGAGGGAGACUAUUCUGGUGAACGCAACAGACACAUCACACUGCAGAUGAUCAAGGCCUUAUCUGAAGACAAGCAGGUGUCUCCUCGAGCCGAAAGUGCCUGGAACUGACUGCCAUCUCCUCAGCAACCUGGCUCUCAAAGAAGCAUAGGAACACAGGAGGAGCCUUCGUCUCAGACUGAAUCUCCCUUGCAUUGCCCAGUGAACACUUAAAUAAGUUUGGAUGUGUCUCUGCUGUAA